CUCCAUCCCACUCUCUUUGUCCACUUUUGACUUUUGGAACUGUUCAUCUAAGUACUUUGAUUUAUCAAAUUCUCUCAAUGUGUAAGCCUAAAUAUAGUCAUGUGUGAUCUUGUUUGAUUUGUCUUAACAUAUAGAUUAUUAAUAUAUAAUUUCUAUAAUUUUUUAAUAUACAAAUUACAAGAUAAAAUGGAUUAAAGAAGUGCAUUGGAUGGCCCAAGUCUCUCGUCAUCGAAUUAGAGCACCCAUGCGCACAAUCUGAUGGGCCUAAGGAGAAGCCCACAUCAUCCUACUCCAUCACCGGGGCUCUGAGAUCCUGCAAUUCCCUGAGCUUUGCUAGGUGAAUAUUUCUUCUUCUUCUUUUUCUUCUUAUCUGAGAUUUUCCAAAGACUUUCGUAAUCACCGGUAAAUAGCAUUCCAUUUUCGAUUUCUGUUUUUGUUUCUAUCCACUUCGAAUUUCCCGAUUAGGGCCUUACUGCGUGUCAAUUCCUGCAAGGGUUUAACAUUUGGCAGAGGAAGAUGAAGUUCGUCAUGGAAUUCGCCGAGAACAUGAUUCUGAGAAUGAUGGAGGAUCCGAAGGAGAGGGAUCGGAAGUUUCGCGAGCAUCUCUACACGUUGAAGGACAGGUGCAAGCAGACGAAGGAGAUGUGGAGCCUUCCUCUUCGUCCGUACGGUUUCUGGACUUUCGACCGCCACAAUGCUCAGAUAUUUUGGGACGCUAAGAUCAGCCAAGCUCCCGGCCGCCGUGAUCCGUACGACGACCUUCUUCAGGACGACCACCACGACGUCCCCACCCCUUACCCCUCUUCUACCACAUCCACUGACAAGUGAUUAUGAAGGAAGACAUGCAAGUAGCAGCUAGCCAGGUUGCUUGAAGCUUGGACUCUUGGCUUGAUGUUAGAAUUAGAAUUGGAAUAAGUUCUGCAUUGUGUGUGAGUUUAUGAUGAAUCUUUGUUUCUCGGGGAGGGCGUGGCCCACCUUACUCGUUGUGAUGAUGCUGCAUUUCGAGCCAUCAUAUGUGUCAUACUUUGUUGUAAUGCUUCAUUGUGAGCCAUCUUAUGUUUCAUAAUUUGCAAUUGAGACACUAAAAUAACGUUGUGUUC
This is a messenger RNA of Cuscuta campestris, 1100 nucleotides long. Lineage: Eukaryota; Viridiplantae; Streptophyta; Magnoliopsida; Solanales; Convolvulaceae. The record is from the annotation of a GenBank genome assembly.